Entamoeba nuttalli P19 is the source of this 2127-nucleotide messenger RNA. RefSeq names its product ankyrin repeat protein, putative. Lineage: Eukaryota; Evosea; Mastigamoebida; Endamoebidae. The coding region runs from base 1 to 2127 and encodes 708 amino acids. The transcript has a single exon. Gene Ontology annotation, molecular function: protein binding. The record is from RefSeq and is a predicted model, not a curated record.
AUGGAAAGCUUAGGUUCACCAUUUGAAAUUGGAUUAUGUCCUACACAAUAUCAAAUGAAAUUCUUACCUAAUAAAGAAGUUGAAAGUAAUGAAGAUGUUACACCAUUACAUGUUUCAGUCUUAUAUAAUAAAGUAGAAUUUAUAGAAAGUUUAAUUGUUGAUUAUCAAAUUAAUGUUAAUUAUCAAGAUGAUUUUGGAAAUACUGCACUUAUGAUUGCUGCACAAACAGGAAAUGUAGAAGCAGCAAAAGAAUUAAUUAAACAUAAUGCAUCGAAAUCAUUAGUUAAUAAAUAUGGACAAACAGCAAUUCUUGUAGCAUUAAGAUCAGGAAAAGCAGAAGUAGCAAAAGUAAUAAUUAAGUCAUUAACAAAUCCAUUCCAAAAUUUAAGUUCAACUGAUAAUUCAGGAUAUACAGUACUUCAUUAUGCAGGAUAUUGUAAUGAUGAAGAAAUAUUAAAUAUUAUUGAUGAAUUAUGUUAUGUUGAUGAUAUGAUAGAAAAUACAGUUAAUCCAAGUUGUAGUACACCACUUCAUUUUGCAGCAAUGAAUGGGUCAGAUAAAACUGUUGCAUGGUUAUUAAAGAAAGGAGCAUCACCAAUGGUAGAGAAUUGUAUGGGACAAAGUCCACUUCUUCUUGGGAUUAGAAAUAAACAUAAAGAAAGUGUAGAAAUAUUAUUAGAAGUAUCAACAGGAAAUAUUCCAGAUAAUUAUGGACAAUUAGCACUUCAUUAUGCAGCUGCUGUUGGAUGUGAUAUAGAAUUAAUACAAAAAAUAUAUAAUAAAUUUCCAAAAGCAUUAAGUAAAAUGGAUACAAAUGGAAAUUUUCCAUUUCAUCAUAGUGUUAAAUCAAAUGAUAAAAAAAUCUUAGACUUUUUCUUUGUUACAGGAGGAAAAAGUUUAUUAGUUAAAAAGAAUUCCAAUGGAUUAACACCAUUAAUGAUAGCUGUUGCAUGUGGAGCAAUUGAAUCGUUUAAAUAUUUAAGAGAUAUGGGAAGUGAUUUAUAUGUUAAAUCCAUGUCAGGAACAACACCAUUUUUAUUAGCAUGUGGAUAUGGACAAAAGAAAAUGGCAGAAGUAUUAUUUAAAGAUGAUCCAUCAGUAAUUGGAGAUUGUGAUAAUAGUGGAAAUACAGCAGUUCAUUAUGCAGUUCAAAAUAAUCAAAUUGAAAUAUUAAAAUGGAUAAGAGGAAUUGCACCUGAAAUCAUUAAAAAGGCAAAUAGUAUUGGAGAAACACCAUUACAUAUAGCAUGUCUUUGUGGAUAUAAAAAUAUAGUAGAAAAUUUAGAAGUAUUUGGACUUAGUAUGACAGAAGUAACAAAAAGUGGAAGAACCGCAUUUCAUUAUGCGGUAUUAGGUGGACAUUUAUCAUUAGUCAGACAAAUAGGAAGAAGUUGUAAAACAGGAUUAUUUGUUGGAGACAAAAAUAAAUUAACACCACUUCAUUAUUGUUGUGUUUAUGGAAUGGUUCAUCUUAUUGAUGAUAUUAUUGCAGCAGCACCAGAAACAUUAAAUGCAAGAGAUGGAUGUGGAAGAACACCAUUACAUGUUGCUGUAGUAAUGAAUGAUGCAGUUUCAGUCAAAAAAUUAAUAGAACAUGGAUGUGAUAAAACACAAAUAGAUAUUAGAAAGUUAAGUGCACAACAAUCAGCAAUUAAUAGAGGAUAUAUUCAUUGUUAUGAAUUAAUUUCAGGAGAAACUAAAUUUACGGCAAUUAAAAAAGUAAGAAUGGUUAGUGAUUUUAUGCCAGAAGAAGAAGAAUUAUUAAGACUAAAAAGUAAUGAAAUAGUUGAAGUAUAUUGGGAACAUAAAAAAGGAUGGGCUGUUGGUGGAAUUAAUGGUAGAUAUGGAAUGUUCCCACUUGCUAAAGGAACAAUCAUUCCAUUAAGUAAAGAAGAACAAGAUAAAAUUAAUAAUGUAAUGGCAAAUAAAAAGAUGGUAAAAAAAGGAGUUGAUAGAAAGAAUAGGUCGGCAUCAGUUGCAUUUAAAGAAACAAAUGAACAAAAGAAAAUUAGUCAAAAAUCAACUGAUAUUAAUCCAGCUGCAUUAUUAGCUUUACAACAACAACCAACAAAGCCUGUUAGAAAACCAAGAAAAACUAGAGGUGGUGUAGUUGCACAAGAUGUUUAA